AUGUCGACUGCUGCGAGCUCGAGGGCGCCCUCCAUACCUGCGAACCACUCUCACGCCGAGUCUGCCUACACGAAUGGCCAUCAUCACCAUCACCAUGACGCUAUGUCGGGAGGAGCGAAGAAAGGGGGAAAGAAGAAAGCGACGGACCCAAAUGAAGCAUCAAAUCUGAUCGCCGCAAAGAUUUCGCAGCUGGAGUCCGAUGCGGCUGGAGACAAGGAACAGGAGGCAGAAAUCGAGCGAGAAUUGAAGAAGUACAACCGGGAACUGAAUAACCUUACCUCGAAAACGGACGAUUUGCAGAAAAUUGACGUUCUACACAAACGAGUGAGCGAUUUGUUCACUUCUAUGAAGAGGUUGGAACGAGAUAAUCAGAAGAACAAGAAGAGGGGCGACCAGCUGCAAAAGGAAAGGGACCAUGCCAGAGCCGAUUUGAGCAAGACCACCACCUUGAAGGAAAAACUGGAGAAGCUAUGCAGGGAAUUGCAGAGGGAGAACAACCGUCUCAAGGCCGAGAACAAGACAAUGCAAGAUGCAGAAAAAGAGAAUCAUGCGGCCUGGGAUGAGAAGUUCAAACAAGUUUUAUGGCAACUUCAGGAGUACCAAGAGGCGAAGGAUUAUCCCCAGGCGCAGGUUGUCAAUAUCGAAGUUGAAGAACUGUUCAAGCAACGCUUCAAAUCGUUGAUCGAUCAGUAUGAACUUCGAGAACUGCAUUUCCACUCUCUUCUACGAUCAAAAGAACUCGAGGUCCAGUACAACAUGGCAAGAUUUGACCGAGAAAGAAAGUUGGCCGAGGCGGAAGUAUCGAGGUCUCGGACUCUGAAUUCACAAGUUCUUACGUUUUCCAAGACGGAGACCGAGCUGCGGAGUCAGCUCAAUAUAUAUGUGGAGAAAUUCAAGCAGGUGGAGGACACGCUCAAUAACAGCAAUGAUCUAUUUUUAACUUUCCGUAAAGAGAUGGAGGAGAUGUCAAAAAAGACGAAACGCCUUGAAAAGGAUAACAUGACCUUGACGAGGAAGCAUGAUCUAACCAAUCAAAAUAUCCUUAAGAUGGCUGAAGAAAGAUCAAAGACGAAUAUGGAGAUGGACUCGUUAAGGAAGAAGAACGAGAAGCUGACAAGUAUCAUCAACCAGAUGCAAAAGCAAGGGAGAGGGGUAGCUGGUGGGAUGGCAGCAAUGGCGGAAGGUAGUACCGAGGGAGAGUAUAUCGAAGGCGACAUGGAAAACACCGAAAGCGACUACGACUACGAAGAUGAGGAAGGUGAUGAUGGUGAUGGAGAAGAGGAAGAAGGGGAUGAAGGCAGUGACGGUGACUAUAAUGAGGAUACUGAGGAAGAGAUUGUGCAUCUCGAGGGACCAAAGACCUUUGGACCACUCCCCCCACCAACCCUCACUGCUGCAACAAACGGGCUUGUUGCAGCUGCUGCGAAUGGCAUUAAGCACUAA
Messenger RNA from Cadophora gregata, 1443 nucleotides. RefSeq lists its product as uncharacterized. Gene Ontology annotation, molecular function: syntaxin binding. Bases 1 to 1443 code for a protein of 480 amino acids. NCBI's taxonomy places the organism in Eukaryota, Fungi, Ascomycota, Leotiomycetes, Helotiales, Ploettnerulaceae. The record is from RefSeq and is a predicted model, not a curated record. The transcript has 5 exons.